Seriola aureovittata is the source of this 2122-nucleotide messenger RNA. RefSeq names its product myelin protein zero-like 2b (gene mpzl2b). Gene Ontology annotation, biological process: cell-cell adhesion. The record is from RefSeq and is a predicted model, not a curated record. Gene Ontology annotation, cellular component: membrane. Lineage: Eukaryota; Metazoa; Chordata; Actinopteri; Carangiformes; Carangidae. The transcript is spliced from 5 exons. Bases 283 to 1071 code for a protein of 262 amino acids.
AUGACAGUCACACCAACACAGGUCAGGUGUUGGGAGGCAGGUUGUGUGAGGUUGGGUAGGUCGGCAUUCAGGUUAUGCAAGAAGGUAGUGAAUAGACUAAACACCGCCCAUCAAGUGUGUACGGGCAGUGACUCCCACUUCACCGAUUGAAGUGUGGAUUAAACGAAAAGACGUCUUUCUCUGACUGUCUGCGGGACGUUCACGUUCAUGAUUCCCAUUAUUAAACUUGCAUGAGGGGACUUUUUACAGAGGAACUAAACCACCGGAUUUGAGGCAGUACAAAUGUUUGAUCUAAUGUGUCGGAUUGGGCCUCUGCUUCUCCUGGGAGGAUUCGUGCUGCCAGGGAUACGACAUGUCAGUGGAAUAGAUAUUUACACUCAAGGAGAGGUGCAAGUGGUCAACGGGACAAAUGUGAAACUGAAGUGUACCUUCACCUCCAACCACCCAGUGACGCCCCAGUCAGUCACAGUGUCCUGGAACUUCCGCCCCAUUAAUUCAGCAUCAGAUGAGUCGGUGUUUUACUACCAUGAGGUACCAUAUCCUCCCGUGGACGGGCGUUUUAAAGACCAUGCAGUGUGGUCGGGAGAUAUUAUGAAACGGGACGCCUCCAUCACCUUGCAUGAGGUGCCUCCGAACUUUAAUGGUACCUUCAUCUGCCAGGUGCGUAACCGCCCAGAUGUGCACGGCAGUAAUGGAGAGACUGUCCUCAAAGUCGUCAACAAAGUUUCCCUCUCUGAGAUCGGGGUCCUGGCGCUCGCAGUCGGAGGGGCCUGCGGUGUAAUCCUGAUCCUCCUCGGUAUCUUUGUGGCAGUGAGGUACUACAGGAAAAGGAACAUGGAAAACGACAUUGAGCUGCACCCACAGGAGCGCGAGUGGAAGGACUCGACUGUGUGUACACUUGAAGAGGCAGUUCAUCUGAAAGUUGUGGAGAAGAAGAAAGAAGCUGAGAGUUCAGAUGAUGAAGAGUCCGAGCCCAGCAGUGGAGAUGAUGAAGAGGAGGAAGGUGGCGUUGAUGAUGAUGAUGAUGAUGAUGAUGACGGCGAUGAUGACGAUGGUGGUGAUGACGAUUAAAUUGGCACUCUAUUGAUUAGAAUCAUCUUUGCAGCCUUUUUGGUAUUAACAUGGUUUAAAUGUUCAGAUGUAAUUUAUUAUAUUUUUUCAGAGUUCAGGGCAUCACUAACAUUUAAUGUUAAAGAACUGUUAUUCCACUAGUUUACAUACAGUUGUUUUUUUUUUGUUUGUUUUUAAAAGGACCAAAUUCAAUGCAGCAGAACCAUCAUCAUCUCUUUUUUUUCUUUCUUUCUUCUUCCUUGUAAUAACCCGCAGCCCACAUUUCCCACAUACAAUUCAAACGCUCACAGUUCAGUUGGAGAUUCAGUUGUGUUAUGCUAGUAGCAGCGCUAACGAAGUUUCGAGCCGCUAACCUCAGGCAGAGAUGAGGAGCAGGCUACAGCAGUCUGGCAGGCUCACUGCUUUUCUAACUCCAACCAACCAGUGCUGACUCAAGUGAUAUCACAUGUGGACAUUUUUCUGUAGCUGUGGCAGUUCACCUGAAGCCCUGUAAACAGACUUUAAUGUGCAAAAUCAGUGCAGGUCCACUUCCUUAUUUACGUACGUAUGUGGACCGAUGGGUGUGAGUUGUAACUGUAACUUUGCUCCUUUGUGCUAUUUUGACCACAUUUCCAUACAGCUUCUGCUGGAAAUGUAUUGCCUCAGAUCAGUGUGAAAAUUCAGGAAUUUUCAUGUCUAAAUGGACAAUAGAUUUUUUAUUUAUCUUUGCUACACAUAGUGUUUCAUAUCUGCUCCACUGCCACAUCAACACCCACUUCCUAAAAGCACCAGCUGAGUAAACAAAACCAAACUUUUGUCUACUCAGCUGUUUCCCUUUAACUGUAUUAUAAUGUGUCUUUACAGAGGGUUUUGAAUGUUGUCGAGGAAAAAGUGAGAGACUGGUUGUUGAGAUAUAUGAGCGAUAAACAAAGUAAGGUGUUUACAAGUGUUUUUUUUUUUUAUUUUGAUAAUGUACAUAGUGUAAAAUAAGCAGAGAUUUACACUUUAAUCAAGUCCUGAAAUGUUGUCACAUGUAUCUUGGUUUAAAAUAAAAGGACCGUUUUUGAAAUUA